Messenger RNA from Schistocerca nitens (vagrant locust), 2451 nucleotides. It is a transcript of the gene elgi, whose product is annotated as E3 ubiquitin-protein ligase NRDP1. NCBI's taxonomy places the organism in Eukaryota, Metazoa, Arthropoda, Insecta, Orthoptera, Acrididae. The coding region runs from base 733 to 1680 and encodes 315 amino acids. The record is from RefSeq and is a predicted model, not a curated record. Gene Ontology annotation, molecular function: metal ion binding; ubiquitin protein ligase activity. Gene Ontology annotation, biological process: positive regulation of JNK cascade; regulation of canonical NF-kappaB signal transduction; tumor necrosis factor-mediated signaling pathway. Gene Ontology annotation, cellular component: plasma membrane signaling receptor complex. The transcript is spliced from 6 exons.
AAGAGAUACAGCAAAAAAAAAUUGCAGGUGUUGUCAGGAUGGUAUUAGAACCAUUUGAGCCAAAUUUCAUGAAAAUCUCAGGAGGUGGGUGUAAAAUUUAUUUUUUAUUGGGUGAUUUGAUAUGGAAUGACCCUGUAUUGGAAGGAAAAACACAUCUAAUCUGAUCCUGUUAGCAUCACAUAGUAAUUGUUUGUCAUAGUGGCAGUCCAGUUAAGGUUCUUGUAUGCAAGAGAUCAAAAAUACCGGUCAUCUACUGCAUUCAUUGGCGUAGGGUGACGAGUAUGGGGCAAGUUACGGGCACACGUUUUAAAAAUGAUUCCAGGUGUCUGCACUACAUCACUAUGGCUCAAUGCUGUUCACCUUGUAACUUCUCUUGUUAAUAGAAAGCAACAUUCUGUGUGUGAUCAAGCAUUUGUGUGUGCAUUGUUGGCUUUGUAGAAUGCACAUUCAUUGUUUACACAAGCCCUACACUGUUUUCUGUUGGAGUUACAAAUUCAGCUGCCUCACUGACAUUCAGUAAAAUCACUGUGCUUGCAAUAGAUGGUGUUAUAAUUUAGGGUGUUCAAGUGUUAAGGCAGGUUAUGGGACCAGGUGUUUCAAGUUUGGGCACUGUAGAUCAAGGGUGAAUAGCAUACCAAGUGCUGCAAAUCUCAUAUACUACUCUGUGUUUUCCUCCCGUUAUUCAUCUUGACACCAGCAGCAGCUGUUUCAAAAAAUCAAUAUUGUUGAGGAAUGGGAUUUGAGGUAAACAGAUUUCAGGGUGAAGUCGAUGAGGAAUUAGUUUGCCCAAUAUGCUCAGGUGUUCUUGAGGAUCCUCUACAGGCCCCCAUAUGUGAGCAUGCAUUUUGUCGUGAAUGUAUUCAGGAAUGGAUAUCAAGACAACCAACAUGCCCAGUUGACCGACAGAAUAUCACUUCAGCACAGCUGAGGCCUGUGCCACGUAUUUUAAGAAACUUGCUCUCCAGGUUAUAUAUAACAUGUGAUAAUGCAAGUUAUGGCUGCACAUCAGUGAUGAAACUGGACUCUUUAUCAUCACAUUUGGAAGAAUGUGAACAUAAUCCAAAACGACCUGUAACAUGUGAACAAGGCUGUGGCCUGGUAAUUCCUAAGGACGAAUUAAAGGAGCACAACUGUGUGAGAGAACUGCGUGCAUUGAUCCACUCACAGCAGCAAAAAAUGACUGAUUUCCAGCAAGAGAUGGCUGAGCAACGUUUCCAGAUAAAUGAACAAAAGCGUGAACUGCAGUUACUAAAGGAUUUUAUGCGAGCAAUGCGUAUAUCCAAUCCAGCGAUGAGAGCUAUAGCGGACCAAAUGGAAAGAGAUGAAGUGUUGAGGUGGUCCAAUUCCUUGACAAGGGCAAGAGUAACUAGAUGGGGUGGAAUGAUUUCAACCCCUGAUGAUGUUUUGCAGGCAAUGAUAAAACGAACGUUGUCAGAGUCAGGCUGUCCACCCCAUAUUGUGGAUGAUUUAAUGGAAAAUGCACAUGAACGGCGCUGGCCACCUGGACUGUGUUCUCUGGAAACUAGGCAAAAUAAUCGUCGCCAAUAUGAACAGUACGUGUGUAAGAGGGUGCCAGGAAAGCAAGCUGUAGUAGUUUUGCUGUGUGACAAUACCCAUAUGAGUGAUGACAUGAUGGUUGACCCUGGACUUGUUAUGAUUUUUGCUCAUGGAAUUGAGUGAAAAAACAUGAAAAACCAUGUGAUUUAACUAAACCUCAAAGUGUUUUAAAUGCUUGGUUAAUUCAGCAUUGUGUUGUACACUGACUACCAGAAUUCAGGAAAUUCUGUUCUUACAACUAAACAUUUUCUAAGAUUUUUGUACCUUUCCUUUUCCUUUCUGUAUAGUCUUUCCCUGUCUAGUCUUCCUGUCCUGUCCUGUCCUGUCCUGUCCUGUCCUGACAAAGUCGGUGCUAUCUCAGUAAUCAAAAAAACAUUGUAAUGGAUUUGUUUCAUUUCUGUAAGAUUACUGUACAUUUGUCCAUCACCACUUGUUCAGAAUGCUACAAUCUGUGUCAGUAAUGCAUGAUGAUUUUAGGUGCACCAUUGUUCAUUCCAACAUAUUGCAAACAUUGGAAGUUAAAAAUUCCUUUAUGUUAUCCCUGCAAUGAUCUUGUUAGAAAUAUUUAAAAUCUGCAGCAACAUCAAAUUCAGUGGUAUGGCAAUUUGUAACAAUUUUGGUGCUAUCAACUGUGUCUGUUUUUGAAAACAAUUUUGUUUUGUCUGUUCUCUUUGGCUACUUUUUUCCCCCACUCACACUUUCAACAUCUUUUACUUCACAAUAUUGCAAUUCACCGCUUGUACGCAAGUUCUCUUCUUCUCCACAGCAUUUUCUAAGUAACCAUGUGUUCUAAUGAGUGAUUUCUUUCAGAGUAUUAGUGGCCAAGUUAAAUUAAGAAGCUGACGGGCAGGUGGAAAAGGUACAUGUUGCUACUGCUAUCUCCCAGCACUGAGA